CAUAUCGAUACCUUGACAAGCGCCGGCCCGUGUCUAAUAAUGAGCGCUCAGAGUAGAAAGCAAGUAAGGAACUAAGACCGUUUAGGUCUGGGGCGGUUGCUGCCUUCUGGAUGAAUGCUUCGAGGAUGAUUAGAUAGAGUACGGCGCUUGUCCACAACCAUUUGCGUGGGGUGAAGAUCCGAAAGCCCGGCGGCUUACAAUACGGAAGUUCAGCUUGACAGGGGAUGGGUGCGGAUGCAAGUGCGGAUGUGGCUAUGACUACCGCAGGAAGAUACGACACUGAAAUAAGGUGAGAGAAAUUGGUCGUUGUCUACUGGAUAUAAGGCGCGUAGAAGAACCCCCUAGUUGAGUCUGUUCCUCUUUAUUCGUCAACCUUUCUGUCGCUCUCUUGGAAGUUUUUCCUCUCUUCUGCUUCUUUCAUAUCACUCUCAACUCCAAUCGCUGAACUCGAACAACCACCCCUUCAAGCCCACCAUCAAGAUGCAUUUCUCAACCUUUCUCCUCCCUCUCACGCUCGCUAUCACCGCGGUCUCCGAACCGCUAGCCGAGCCGAAGGCCCUCCCCGCCGGCAUCAAAUACGCUGCCCAAUUCCGCCGCGAGCCCACGCAGCUGAUGCGCCGUCUCGACGUCGAUCCAGAGCUCGUCUGCGGCGACAACUACAACGACUGCGGCAACGGCUUCUGCUGCUCCUCCUCCGCUCAAUGUGCCGGCGAAAUCUACGAUAUCCCCGUCUGCAAGGACCCCACUGUAACGGACGGGCCAUUCCAGGGAACGGCUGCGGCGACUCCCUACAAGGACGUGGAAGGCGUGCUUUCAAGCUUGGGCUCGGUAUUGGCCGAGAUCACAGCGGGGAACAUUCCGACGCAGUUUGGCGGUGCUUCGACAGCUACGGGCUCAGUGCAGGGUGGGCAGGAGACUGGUGGUGCGGGACUGGCUGGACCGGCGGCGUUUGGGAAGACUGCGGGCGUAGUGGCAGCGAUCUGGGGCGUUGCUGCUCUUGGUGGCGCUGGAUGGCUCUUGCUAUAA
Messenger RNA from Trematosphaeria pertusa, 1026 nucleotides. RefSeq lists its product as uncharacterized. The transcript has a single exon. NCBI's taxonomy places the organism in Eukaryota, Fungi, Ascomycota, Dothideomycetes, Pleosporales, Trematosphaeriaceae. The record is from RefSeq and is a predicted model, not a curated record. The coding region runs from base 481 to 1026 and encodes 181 amino acids.